UCCUCGCGCAUACAUGACAGUUUGGAUGUGCUCGUUCGGCGAGGAGCUUUCCGCAGAAAGACAAGGCGAAUUUGGUUUAGGGGCUCCUUUUUGUUUGUUUAUCGUAAACAUAUAUUUGUAUGGUUAGCAUUUUGAUUACUGUAGUGCAGUCAUUAAGUUCACACGGACAAUGACCAUAACCUGCUUGAAUUGUGGUGUGAGUGAAGCUUUGUUGGUGAAGGAGAAGCAAGGGGAAAGAGAGAGAAUGUGAAAAGGAUGGGACAGAGGGUGUGGAUCUGUUGCCUGGGUGUCUCCACAGCUGUGCUGUAUGGCUCCCUUUCCCUUUUUGUCUCCAUCCUCCAUAAUGUCUUCCUGCUUUAUUAUGUGGACACUUUUGUGUCUGUCUACAAGAUCGACAAACUUUCUUUCUGGGUUGGUGAGACAGUGUUUCUGAUAUGGAAUAGCCUAAAUGACCCUCUUUUUGGCUGGCUCAGUGACCGCUCCUUCCUUAGUUCUAACCAGUCCGGUGGUCAGAUCUCCUCGCCAGAGGUAGUGCUGAAGCGGCUGCAUUCACUCUCCAGGAAUGGGCCGCUGUUUGCUCUUUCCUUUCUGGUUUUCUGGGUGGCCUGGGCCCACCCUGGUCUGCAGUUUCUCUUCUGCCUGUGCCUUUAUGAUGGUUUUCUCACACUGGUGGACCUCAACCACAAUGCCCUGCUGGCUGACCUGGCCGUGUCAGCAAAUGACCGUACACGCCUGAACUUCCACAGCUCCCUGUUCAGUGCACUGGGCUCACUCUCUGUCUUCCUCUCCUACUCCUUCUGGGACAAGGAAGAUUUUAUGUCCUUCAGGCUCUUCUGUGUAACACUGGCUGCCAUGUCAAUGUUGGGCUUUGCUGUGGUAUCUCGUCUUCUGCGUCACAGGUUCCAGAAUGAAGUACGAUCACAAAAGGAUGAAGGGGAAUUGCUCAAAGAAUUGACUGUUGGUCAUGUGGCCCUGGCUGCUGCUGCGAAGCCCAUCUCUCUUGGGGAGUAUUUGAAGCAGCUCUCGCGCCACAGCAACUUUAUGUGGUUUGUUUCAAUGAAUCUUAUACAGGUGUUUCACUGCCACUUUAACAGCAAUUUCUUCCCUCUAUUUCUGGAGCACCUCUUAUCAGACCAGAUCUCUGCCUCCACUGGCUCUUUUUUGCUGGGGAUAUCUUACAUAGCUCCACAUCUCAACAACCUUUACUUUCUGACGUUGUGCCGAAGAAUAGGUGUCUACCAAGUUAUUCGUUGGCUUUUUCUGUUGAAGCUUGGCCUUAGUAUGGCAAUGUUAUUAGCAGGAGCAGACCACAUCUACCUGCUCUGCCUAUUUAUUGCCAGUAAUCGAGUGUUUACAGAGGGGACCUGUAAGCUGUUGAACUUGGUAAUCACAGACCUGGUUGAUGAGGACUUUGUGUUGAACCGGCGACAACAUGCAGCCUCUGCACUGCUGUUUGGUAUGGUUGCUCUGGUAACAAAGCCCGGCCAGACCUUUGCACCCCUAAUUGGCACCUGGCUGCUGUGUGUAUACACCGGCUACGACAUCUUUGAGAGGGAUCCACUCAAGGACUCUGUGGCAGCUGUAGUUGUGCCAGGUGCAGAGAGCUCUGUUCCACUGCGGCAGGGCUGCUUUUAUCUUCUAGUGUUUGUGCCAAUCACCUGUGCCCUGCUGCAACUUCUGGCAUGGUCUCACUUCACCCUCCAUGGUCGCAGAUUACAGGGCAUCAAGGCCCUGAGAGAGGGUGCCCAACAUGGUCAUUGCAGUGAUGUGAAGGCCAUCUGAUACAUUUCUCACUGCCUCAGACUCACUUAAGAUGGAAUCUGGUGUCACAUUUCAUUAUAAAACGACUAAGUGACAAUGAGAUUUUAAUGAAAUCUGCCUUAUUUUCUUACAAAAUGAAGUUAUCUGCAUGUCUGUAUUUAUUACCUCUGUGAACUAGGGACCAAAUAUGAACAGUUAAAACAACCAUGGGAGCAUAUGGAAGAGUACCAUCUCUUUCCCCUUAAGCUGCACAGAAAAAACAAGAAUUGGGUAGUACAGCCCCUACAUUGAACAGAACAUUGAGUGUCCAUGCCAGUGACUUUUACUGUAAGAUCAUGGGCUGUUUGGCUCUUCAUUGUGUAUUUUUACAAUGUGACAGGACACUUACCGUAAAGGGCAUAAAUUAGGCUGUGCUUGGUUGCAAUCCAGAUCCAGUUGAUAUAAACUGCAUGGGUCUUUGUGGAGUUUCCUUUACCAUGAAGGAGUCACUGUAUGUUGUGCUCAUAGUUUAAUCAGGUUUCAGUUUAAUCAUUCCUGGUGACUUUAGUGGUACUGUAAGUUUAGAAAACUUGCUCUCCAUAUGUUGCAUAAAAAGUUAUAUAUAUUUUUAUACUAAAUAUUUCACAUGAACUAAUGUUGGAGCACGGUAACAAUGAAAACUCAGAUGAUUUAUCAAAGAAUUAUAUUCUGUUAGUUAUUCAAAUAGAUAAAAUCUCUGAAGAUGGAAGUACUUUUGUGUAAAGGAAAAUUCAUACACUUUAAGGCAUUAACUCAUUUAUACAUCUUGUAUUUGUGAUUUCUACAUGGGGGGGGGGGGGGGUACUUUACAAUCUUGAAUAUUUCGUUGUUUUCCAGUAACUGAUGUUUACCUUUUUGUUGCAAGUUAUAGGCCUGCAGUUAUUAUUUAUGUUUCAGUUAAAGGGUUAUGUGACUCAGGAACUGACAUUUAUAAAUUUUACGUUUCAUUUAGUAAUAUGCCAUGAAUUCAUACUUUGUUCAAAAUGUGUUUUGUAACAAAUAAAGAUACAGAUGUUGCUUCAUUGA
This is a messenger RNA of Electrophorus electricus (electric eel), 2805 nucleotides long. It is a transcript of the gene slc68a1a, whose product is annotated as solute carrier family 68 member 1a. Lineage: Eukaryota; Metazoa; Chordata; Actinopteri; Gymnotiformes; Gymnotidae. The record is from RefSeq and is a predicted model, not a curated record.